[Candida] anglica is the source of this 2412-nucleotide messenger RNA. Lineage: Eukaryota; Fungi; Ascomycota; Pichiomycetes; Serinales; Debaryomycetaceae. The record is from the annotation of a GenBank genome assembly.
AUGAUUGCCUUUUCCAAACUAUCCCUAAGGGAUGAAAAUAUCAAGAAUCUUAUAUUGGUUGUCCAGGAGUUCAUUGCUGCAUACAAGGGGAACCGUGUUCGUAUCAACUACUCCCUGAGACCGGUUCUUCUCUUUCUUGGAACUUUGGCCUCUACAGCUGGCUUGGGGGUCAUUUUCACCUUAAGAUCGAUCUUAUUCAAAGUGCAAGAGCAUCAACGUCUGAAGAAAAGACCAACCUUGAUUCGUCAAUCAUCCACUAUUCUUAAGAAUGGAUCUCGUGAAAUCUAUUUGCCUCGUGCGGGGAAUACGAAAUCCCCCACCAGAGUCAUUAUACCAAAACCAAAUCAAGAUCAAUAUGCUGCUGAUAAGUAUUUAUACAAGAAUUUCUAUAUUGAUCAAAAUUUGAAGUCACAAGAAAAUAUCUUGAAUUCAAAAUUUAUCAGUCAAUUGACAAUCAUUUGGAGAAUUCUUAUCCCUAAAUUCUAUUCGAAAAACACAUAUUUAUUCUUUUCUCAAUGUUUCUUUUUAAUUUUGAGAACUUGGCUUUCACUUUUAGUGGCUAAACUUGAUGGUCAAAUCGUUAAGAAUUUGAUUGGUGGUAAUGGUAAGAAAUUCGCUAGAGAUUUAAUUUAUUGGAUUUUAAUUGCAUUCCCCGCCUCCUACACCAAUGCUGCCAUUAAGUAUCUUACCAGCAGACUCUCACUUAGUUUUAGAACUAAUCUUACCAGAUAUAUCCAUGAUAUUUAUUUGGAUAAAGUGAUGAGUUAUUACAAGAUAUCUUUCAAUUCUACUGAUCAAAUUGAAAAUAUUGAUCAAUAUAUUACCAAUGAUGUUGCAAAAUUCUGUGACUCUAUUUGUGGAUUAUUUUCUAGUAUGGGGAAACCAUUCAUUGACCUUGUAUUUUUCGCCGUCUAUUUAAGAGAUAAUUUAGGUACUGGAGCCAUUGUUGGGAUUUUCUUCAAUUAUAUGAUCACUGCUUGGUUUUUAAAGAAGAAUACUCCAUCAUUUGGUAAAUUAUCAUCUCGUAGAACUCAUUUAGAAGGUCAAUACUAUAAUGAGCAUUUGAAUAUUAUUACCAAUUGUGAAGAAAUUGGAUUUUAUAAAGGUUCACUUAUUGAAAAAAUUAAACUUAGUGGUACAUUCAAUAAGUUGAUGCAACAUAUUAAUACAGAAAUUAAUACCACAUUUUCAUAUGCCAUUUUGGAAGAUUAUAUUUUGAAAUAUACUUGGAGUGCUUGGGGUUAUGUUUUUGCUGGAUUACCAGUGUUUUUAGAUGAUAUUUGGCCAAAAGAAGGAUCUGCCACUGCUGGUGGAGCUUCUGCAGUUGUGAAUGAAAAGCAAAACAUGAGACAAUUUAUUAUUAAUAAGAGAUUGAUGUUAAGUAUGGCUGAUGCAGGUUCUAGAUUGAUGUAUUCAAUUAAAGAUAUCUCAGAACUUACCGGUUAUACUGAUAGAGUAUUCACAUUAUUGACCAAUUUACAUCAAGUUCAUUCACCAACUUUCUCUUAUGGACUGAAACUUGGCACUUCCGAUAUUCAUGGAACCAUCCAAAAGAAUUAUCUGAAUGGUUUAAGAUUUGAAAAAAUUCCAAUUAUUAUCCCAUCAAUUGAAGGUUCAGAAAACCCUCCAAUUAUUUCCAAUUUAAAUUUCCAAAUCUCUCAUGGUCAAAACAUGUUGAUUUUAGGAUCUAAUGGAUGUGGUAAGACUGCCAUUGCUCGUAUUCUUGCAGGAUUAUGGCCACUUUACCAUGGAUUAUUGUCGAAACCAAAUGAUGAUGAUGUCUUUUAUUUACCACAAAAGACUUAUUUCACCAAUGGUAACUUAAGAGAUCAAAUUAUAUAUCCACACAGUUAUGAUGAAAUGAUUGAAAUGGGCUACAAUGACGAUCAUUUGUAUCAUAUUUUAAGAGAAGUGAAGCUUGAAUAUCUUUUGACCAGAGAGGGUAACUUCAAUGUUAAGAAAGAUUGGAAGGAUGUGUUCAGUGGAGGUGAAAAGCAAAGAAUGAGUAUUGCUAGAGUCUUAUUUAAAAACCCAAAGUUUGUUAUUUUGGAUGAAUCAACUAAUGCAGUUUCGACUGAUGUUGAAGAUUAUUUAUUUGAAUUAUUACAAAAGAAGGAUCUCACUUUUAUUACUUUGCUGCAUAGACCACUAUUAAUGAAAUACCAUGAUUUCAUUUUGGAGAUCAAGAAUGAACAUGGAGAUGCUGAUCAAUGGGAAUUCCAUGAUUUAACAUCCGAAGAGAACUUACAAAGUAUUGAUAACGAAAUUAAAGAAAUUGAACUGAAAUUGGCUAAGGUUGAAGGAUGGGAGAAGAGAAAGGAUGAGAUUGAUUUAUAUUUAGAUGGUAAGAAUGAUCACAUUGAGGUGAAUAAAGAAGAAGUUGAGAAGGGAAAGGGAAACUUACCGAUAUAG